AUGUUUCCAACUACCUCGCUAGCUUCCAGGGAGGAGAGGCGGUCUCAGUACUCAAUUAAUGACCCCCAAAUCCCGAUAUCUCCAGUCUCGUCAUUGUUAAUGAGAGGGAGCUAUGAAUAG
Molecule: messenger RNA, 120 nt
Organism: Penicillium digitatum Pd1
Lineage: Eukaryota; Fungi; Ascomycota; Eurotiomycetes; Eurotiales; Aspergillaceae
Source: RefSeq, a predicted model, not a curated record